Messenger RNA from Adineta ricciae, 2055 nucleotides. Lineage: Eukaryota; Metazoa; Rotifera; Eurotatoria; Adinetida; Adinetidae. The record is from the annotation of a GenBank genome assembly.
AUGUCAAAAGGAUUUUACGAAACUCCGUCGCAUAGUGAUUGCUACGCUCAGUGUCGACCAACCUAUCCGGUUGAGUUAAUCAAAAAUAUUCUCACCUAUUUAUCGGCUAAACAUACUAUCAAUGAUGAUGAUAUAGCUAUUGAUAUUGGUUGUGGAACGGGACAAAGUACUAUUCUACUUCAACCUUAUUUUCAACAAAUUAUUGGAUACGAUAUCAGCGAAUCUCAGAUUUGGAAAGCCAAUGAAAACAAUGCAUUCUCGAACAUAUCCUACAAAACAAUCGUCGAAGGCGAUAUUCCGCAUAGAGAUUCUUCGUUAACUUUGAUUAUAUCCGGUCAAGCAGCACAUUGGCUGGAUCUACCACAUUUUUACAAAGAAGUUCAACGAACUCUGAAGACAAACGGUGUUCUCGCGCUGUUCGGUUAUGCAUUUAUUCAUAUUGAUGGACAAUAUUCCGAAAAGCUCAAUCAAAUUCUACAAAAUUUCUACCAUCGUACUUUGAAUGGAUACGUUCAAAAAGAAAGUCAAGAAGUAUACUUCGGUCGAUAUCGAGAUGAAAAAUUCCAUAUUCCACUUUCAGCGACUAACUUCACAAGAGAUGAUAGUCUUGCUAUUAAAUGUCAAUGGUCAAUUCGACGAUUGUUAGGUUACAUGGCAUCAAUGUCUGGCUGUCAAUAUUUUCUGAAGGAAAAUCCAAAUAGUACAAUUUUGGAUGAUCUCCAAGCAGAAAUCUUUCAAUGUCUGAAUAUCUCUGACGAUGCACAUGAAAUCUGUCUCUCAUUUGAUAUAUUUCUUUUAAUGAAUCGAAAAAACGAACUCGAUCCUAAUCGAUGUCAAUACUUAUGUCCACGUAAACAACGACAGUGUAAAAUGGCACCCUCUGCACCUCUAUCUACACAUUGCAUGGAACAUAUAAUUUACGAUCCAGAUUUAGACGAGACGACCAAGCAAUCUCUGCGUGUUCCAUGCCCGUUGAAUCCAUUACAUUCGAUAUCACCACAUGGUCUAAAACGUCACCUGAAGAAAUGCAACAAACGACUGAUUAUCCUUGGACCAUUCCACCGACCGCAAUGCAAUUCAGGGCUCGAAUGUGAUAAUCAUGAUGAUUAUCCAAGCAUACUUCAAGAUAUAACCGAUGAUGAACUACGUGAUUUUGUUGCUCGUAUGGAGUCAAUCCAUGAUAAUCUCGUUAAAGAACCUCUUCAGAAUAAUUCAAACCAACCGGAAUGUCAUCUCUCGGAUAAAAAUCUCGAAGAACUUGGAAAUCGUUCUAGGAAACACUUGGAACAAAUCGGAUCUAUCAUUGCUCAAUUGGUCCAAUUAAAUCUUUUACAAUCGAACACAUGCUUCGUAGAAAUGGGUGCUGGUCGCGGUCAGUUAGCUCAUGAACUGCAUGCUUGUCUAAAAGACGACUCAACUAUUCAUUUCGCAUUGAUCGAACGUGAUCAUCAACGUUACCGUUACGAUGCUCAUCACCGUCGUGAGCAUCAAGGUCCAUCCUUUGAACGCUACCGUUUAGAUAUUCGCGAUCUUUAUCUUUCGGAAUUACCGUCCAUUGAAAAUCCUCAAACGAAUAUUGUAAUCAUCAGUAAGCACUUAUGCGGAGGUGCUACUGAUCUUGCUUUACGUUCUGCUGUCGAUGCUCAAAGAAAUACUCAUCGUGUCCAAGCAAUCAUCAUCGCUCUAUGCUGUCAUCAUCGUUUGCUGUGGAAUGAUUAUAUUGGCAAAGAAUUCUUUCGACAUGUUAAUUUAACACCGAAGGACUUUUCAUUGAUCAGAACACUGACAUCAUGGGGCACAUGCGACAAUCGUCAUCGAAUGCCACAAGAUGGUAAACGUUCAACCAAUGAUGGAACGUUAUUCCAACCAACGCCGUCGCUUCUGGCACCUGAAGAUCGAUCGAACUACUCCAAGCAACGGCUGUUCUCUGUUGAACAUCAAGAACAAAUUGGUGUAAAAGCAAAACGACUACUCGAUUGGGGCCGAAUUCAAUAUUUAAAUGCGAAUGGAUUCAAUUCUCAUCUCAAAGUUUUUAUGGUCAUCAUACACACAUGA